AUGAAAGAUAUAGCAGCCACUAAUGGCUCCACUAGUUCUGGCUUCGUAUUGAUGGACCGUAUAGUAGUUUCAUCGAGAUUCUGCCCUUGCUCUUUGGUUGGUGCUCUAGAUUCUUGCAAGAAACAAACCAAAAGGAUAGGGUUGAUGGAACCAUCAUUACAACUUUCCAACAACCCCGGAUUCUAUAAUCCCAGUCCUGGCCAGGUAAUUCUUCCACAACGAAAAGAGAGGAAAAGAUCAUAUCCUUUGUCACCCUCAUGA
Molecule: messenger RNA, 261 nt
Organism: Dovyalis caffra
Lineage: Eukaryota; Viridiplantae; Streptophyta; Magnoliopsida; Malpighiales; Salicaceae
Source: the annotation of a GenBank genome assembly